AGUUCUACGUCCCAAAGCUCAGGAAAUUGAGACACCGCGUCUAUCAGCAAUUCCUCCAUUGUUACCAUGCCGUUUGCGUGUGUUUACUGUUUACCUGUAGAUAGCCGCCAAAAAAGCGUACUGACACGCCUUCCUAUUUUGAUCAGUGCGGCGUGCGCUGGUUCCACUUUAAGAUAUCAUGUAUAUAAAGCUAGAUAUAUAGCGUGAACUGUACGCUAAAGGGGACACGCAUCGUCAUUCAUUGGCCAUUUUGCCCCGGUGCCUGAAAAAGCUAUAGAUGCUCACUUUUUGAAAGAUAUUGAAACGGUUUGGUGUAGCACAUUCAUCAUAGAUGUGGUAAUUUUACUUCCUAGUUAAGAAUAUUUUAAACAUUACUGAUCCAAAACGGGUAACGACACCUACACCGCCGACUCAGCCAUUAGACAUCUAGCCUUAUAUUUGUAAUAUCUAUGGUUCUGCCCACGUGAGAAGGCAAUUUUCCGGAAAAAAGUGACGUAGUUCCGGUUACAGACCCGCCAAGAUUGAAAACAAAAAUGGCUGGCGUUUGUUGACAUUUCGUUCCCUGCGACAAUAAAAAAUAGAAGUCUUCGACACACGUCUUGUUUUUAUACACCUUACUUACUUUAUGAUUGUCAAGCGUACACGACCUAAAGUAAUGGUUAAAUGCUGAGAAAAAGCAUUGCUUGUUGUUACCAAACAGAAUUCCUAGAUGUGGACAAAUAAGACAGCAAAGAUGAAGGACUGGGGCGAGCGUCUAAAGAAGGUGGAACAGCUAGCCGAGGCCUUCCAUCACAGUCCUGUGAUCCCGCGCUAUAAGCCUCGACUUUGGCCGUGCCAGCCUUCCUCUGUUUGGAAGCUCUUCCAUCGCCAAAAUAUGGCUAUUGGCUUUGCUCGCAGCUGCAAGGAGCCUGUGCAUGUCUUUGCACUGGAAAAAGAGAAUGCUGUUCAGGGUCAAAGGAUAUUCCUGGUGACCAGUUACUGUGAGCUGUGGCACUACUAUAGGACCUUCCCGCAGUCCUUGAUGCACUGCUACGAGGUGAUACCGGAGGGCGUUGUUUGCAAACUCUAUUUUGACUUGGAGUUCCACAAGCCCUCAAACAGUGAGGUUGAUGGGAAAAAGAUGGUGUCCAUGUUGAUCCAGUAUGUUUGUGAAAAGCUACAGGAAAUUUAUAGUGUGGAAUGCACGGCAGCAAACGUCCUCAAUCUGGACUCCAGCACAGAUGACAAAUUCAGUCGUCACCUUAUCUUCAAUCUCAAAAAUGCGGCUUUCAAAGACAACAUUCAUGUUGGUGCCUUCAUUCAUGCCAUUCUUCAACCUGCUCUGGAUGAAUGCAACGAGGAAAGUAGCGGAAUGCAUGCCGAGCUGACAGGUGAUGGAACACAGAACAAAAAAAGGAAACAAGAAAAGAUGGACCUCAGCUUCCUUCGUGUGAAAAAGGAGGAUGGCCACCAUGCUCUGUUUGUUGAUCUUGGAGUCUACACCAAGAACAGAAAUUUCCGUCUGUAUAAAUCCUCUAAAGUCGGGAAGAAUGCUGCCUUCUCUUUAGCAGAGGAUAAUGAGUUCAUCUCCACACCAAUCAAGGGCGUUUCUUCAGAAGAAAGCGUGUUUUUAGCAUCUUUAGUGUGCAACGUGAGCUUCACAGGCCAGAAAAUUCUGACAUGGGAAGCCCCAGAGGAUUGCGCUUUGAGGACCAAGAGGCUUCAGAGCAAACAGUUCUUACCCUCUGGUUCACAUUCGCUCUCAGGCUGCCUGACGUCUCCUUACCAAGAGGUGGACGACUUUGUAUUAACCGUGGUUAGGAAGGACACAAUACAAGGAAGUAUCAGACGGUGGAGUUACUUUGCGUCCGAGCAGUUGCUGGUGUAUGACAUCGCCAAGUACCGCUGGUGUGAUAACAUUGGCCGGUUUCACAAAAGCAACAACAUCAUAAUUGUGGUGGAUCUUAAAGAGGAAGUGUGGUACCAAAAGUGUCACGAUCCUGAGUGCAGGAACUUCAGAUCCUCAAGUUACCCUCUGCCACAGGAGAUUUGCAUGAGUUACAUAAUGAUGAUGGAUGAGGAGGACCAAGCAUACAUGAUGGACGAAGCAGGCAACAUCGAACCUAGCCAGGCGCCAGCACAGGUGGCUCCAGAUCAGGAAUCCACAUCUGCUUGGGUAGAAGGCGCUGAGGACGACCGCGAAUUCUCAGAAUGCCUCGACAACUUUGAGGUGAACAGCAGCGAAAUCUCCGAUGAGCUGCUGCUCAGCUGCAUCGAAGAGUUCCAUUAACAGUAGAAGGUGAAGUGUGUCCAAGAAAUGUUAAUUUAACGAUGCACUUUAUUGAACUCUAAUAUUUGUACUCACAUGUUUGGAGAAAAAAUGUAUUUUAUACAUUACUAUACAAACACAAUAUUGUUUGAAAAGACUGGGUCUCAAUUCCAAAUUUCAUCAGUGUCUUGUAAGCCGAGCGGUGUGUCAAAGGCAGAAUUGAACUGUCAGCCGAGCGGUGUGUCAAAGCAGAAUUGAAGUCAAGUAUUAAGUACCAACAAAGCCCCUCCUGCAGAAAACAUACUAGACUACAUGGUGGAGAAACAGGGAAUGCAAAAAUAGUCAAUAUUAUGUGUCAUAAUAUUAGGCACAGUUAAUAUUAUUCACCUGCAUUAUAAAACUAACACUCAUAAAUAAAACCAGUUAUAAUUUGG
Molecule: messenger RNA, 2682 nt
Organism: Corythoichthys intestinalis (scribbled pipefish)
Lineage: Eukaryota; Metazoa; Chordata; Actinopteri; Syngnathiformes; Syngnathidae
Gene: primpol
Product: primase and polymerase (DNA-directed)
Exons: 14
Coding region: 710-2269 (519 amino acids)
Biological process (GO): replication fork processing; error-prone translesion synthesis; mitochondrial DNA replication
Cellular component (GO): mitochondrial matrix; nucleus
Molecular function (GO): chromatin binding; DNA-directed DNA polymerase activity
Source: RefSeq, a predicted model, not a curated record